Molecule: messenger RNA, 3474 nt
Organism: Salarias fasciatus (jewelled blenny)
Lineage: Eukaryota; Metazoa; Chordata; Actinopteri; Blenniiformes; Blenniidae
Product: myosin phosphatase Rho-interacting protein-like
Exons: 16
Coding region: 1-3360 (1119 amino acids)
Biological process (GO): positive regulation of substrate adhesion-dependent cell spreading
Cellular component (GO): actin cytoskeleton
Molecular function (GO): actin filament binding
Source: RefSeq, a predicted model, not a curated record
AUGACACGGCUGGACUCCUCUGCUGCACGUGGUACUGAAAACUCCUGGAUGGAUGAACCGAGGGGCAGAGACAGGUCUCGCCACACAUCAGAGUCCAGAGGAAACAGGGAACAAGAGAGCGGCUAUUUCUCCCCAGACAGAAGAGGUAACGGUGAGCGUCCGAUGGAGGAGGUCAACAAGCGGCAGUAUCGAUACUAUGAGAGGGGGCAUCCUCUUCCGAGCAACUACGUCCCUGAGCCCAAAGCCUGUGUUCCCUACAGGAAUAUCAACCUGGGAUUGCCCUCAGAGAGAAGAAGUGCAGAAACGUACAUGCAAGACUCUUGGAGGAGCGAAUCUCCACAGAGAUACACGUACCACUCCAACUUCAGACGAGGAGCCGACUCUCAGACUAACUCUCCGACACGCCAGAGCUCUGUGAGCCCAGACCGCCACAAGCUGAACGACACUUCCAAGGGACAAAGGAGAGGGAGUUCUCUGUCUAGAAAUCAGCCGCAUUCCUUGUCUCACAGCUCCUCUCAGCUUCUGUCGCACGGCGCCUCUCGCCAUACAUCAGGCAGGUCCAGUCCAUCUCACAGGAGAGGCUCCAUUGCUUCUCGCACUGCCUCGCCCUCUCGAGCGACGCCUUCUCACAGGCGCCCAGACUCUUUACUUUUACAGAAUGGGGAAAUUAAUGCUUCGAAGGGGUGCAGCCGAGAGUCGAGGAGUCCAUCGCAAAUGUCAAACAAGCACAGUCUGGACUCUGAGAGACUCUACAGGAACCUUGAGUCGAUCUCUCGCCGUGGCUCUUCGGCCAUUCAGCAAAACUCGCGCGAAGGAUCCCAAGCCUCGCCACGAAACAGAACAGCUGUGAACAGCUUGGCCAACACUCGAACUCGCAACAGCAGAGAAGUAUCCCCCUCUAGGAAUGGCUACAGUACUCAAAGCCACACGCCACAAAGGGAGAUCCAGUCCAGAGAGAGCAGACUGACCCCUUCUCAAGGUUCCUGGCAGGGGUCUUCUCACUCUUUACUCAGCCUCCCACCCUCACAUGGAUCCUCCUCGCCGAGGCGGGGUGUUGACUUCCAGCCCCUCGGUGCUUCACUGUCACAUGUUCCAAUGGCAGAAACUGACAAAGUGAAUGCUAAAGUCAGCAGUGACAGAAGCAACAGCAACAUGCGGCGAGGCAUGGAUGCCCUGCUCAUCUCUGAGCCAAAGAAAAGUGCAGCUGAAGUGGAAGAGAUGGGGAUGACCAUGGAGGAUUACAUAUUGUUGGCUGAUAUUCCAAAGAUCCAGCUGGAGUCAGAGGAAGAGGUUUCAGGCCUGAGAUGGAGGAACCAGAGUCCCAGUCCCUGCAGAGACCAAAGAGUCAGGACGCCCAGGUAUCAAGACAAAGCUGACACUCACAGUUCAAGGUUUGAGCCUGAUGAGAGAGGGAGAGGCAGAGAAAGAGGAAGAGACCGGAGAGAAAAAUGCAGAGACUUUGAGAAUGGAUGGUCGUCUCGAAGACAUUCUGCAGCAUCUCUUCACACGCAGUCUUCAGACAACCAGAGUGGGAAACACAAAUCUUCCAGAGUGAAGGAGAGAGCUCCUGUUGAACACCCGCAGACGCAGGGUUGGAUGUCCAGACUGGAUGAGAGUGGAAAGUGGAAGAAACACUGGUUUGUUCUCGGUGGCACUUCACUGAGGUACUACAGAGACUCAGAGGCCGAGGAGUCUGACGAUCUGGACGGAGAGAUCGAGCUGACCUCCUGUGUGAAUGUGUCAGACUGUGACGUAGAGAGGAACUAUGGACUCCAACUACAAACAAAAAGAGCAGUGUUCACUUUCUCUGCGAUGACGUCUAGAAUUCGUCGGAACUGGGUGAAGUUACUAAAGCAGGCGAUCCAAAACAACACGCACCAAUCGGACACCGGCAGCGAGAAAGAGAAGCCCCUCUCCCGGCCUGCGUCGUCAUGCCAACCCCCUGCUCGGUUCACCUGCGACGACUCUGGCUAUGAACCUGCCACUUCCACCGCCGCCAACGCCACAGCUGCAGACUCCCAUCAGGCCGACCGCCACUCGGUAGACGGAGGCGCGAGCGCAGACGUGUCUCCGGCCAGUCAGAGGGAGGAAGGGGAGGGCUGGGACCGCGAGCAAGCCAAGCGGCUGGAGGAGCGGAACAAGUGGUUUGAGGAGGGCGUCCCCUUCAGUGAGAUGGGCAGCAGGUGGGACUCCAUGGAGCUGAAAAAGGGGAGUGUGCCCGUCCCCGUUAUUGAUACCAUGGACUCCGAGGUCAGCCGGAAGUGGGUCGAAUUUGAGACGAUGUCUUUCAGGGACAUGAGUGCACAGACGCUCAUUGGCGCACAGGCCCGGCAGUCAAGCACCCAGCAGGUAUCAGAGCCUCCCGUCAGUCCCCAGACUUAUAACUCAAUCCCUGAAGAGGCGGUACAGUCUGCCGCCGCCUCACAAGCUGACAUAUCAGGCUCAAAGGAAACCCCUCCACGUACAGAUGUUGCCCAAAAUAUUCAAACUAAUACAGCAGAAGCUCUUCAGAGGGAGGCUGUUUCUCUCCGCGAGCAGGUGGAGAGCAUCAAAAGGGAGCGUGCAGCCAUGGGGAUCGAUGUGGAGAGCCCAUGUGGACCAGGGGCCCCCUGCAGGGCCAAACUGGAAGCCAUGGAAGCUGCCCACAUGAAAGCACUGCAGGAGCUACAAGAGAAGCAUGCCAAAGAGCUGAAGGAGCUGGAGGAGGAGAAGAACAGGAUGCUGCUGGAGGAGAGUCAGGCUGCUGCCAGAGCGAUGGAGGCGCUGAGAGCAGCUCACAGAGAGGAGCUGGAGAAGAGCAGGAGGUUAGCUGGUGGAGAAGCACACGUGGAUUCAUCAUACAGGGGACACAUGCCCCAGGCGGACGUCUUACACAGCGAGUUAGAUGUGCUGUCGGAUCGUUACUCUCAGAAGUGCCUGGAGCUGAGCCGGACCGAGCACAGCACCAGGACUCGAGACGCCGAGCUCAGCCGCAAGGACAGAGAGCUGGAGCAGCUUCGGAGAGAAAACCAGGAGCUCAAGGUCAAACUGGCAGAAGAGAUCAGUCGGAUGCGCUAUUUCAUCACGGGUCAGAGGUCAGAUGUGGUAUCCGUUGGCAACAAAGAGCGCGCUGCAUCAGAAGUGGAGACGUUACUUAGGGCAAAAGAAAACGAGGUGCAGUAUCUGAAGAAAGAGAUCAGCUGUCUGCAAGAUGAAGUGCAGUCUCUCACCAAGGAGAAAGAAGCAGCAUACGAGCGUUAUAAGGAGGCCUACGUGGAACUGAGCAACACGAGGGGCCGGGGCCAGUUGGAGAUGGGCUCGCUCAAUGAACACCUGCGACUGGCAAACGCUGCACUUCAGGAGGGAUCCAGGCAGACCUGAAACCAUGAGAAAUCUUCACGCCAAACCAAGAUGAAACAUGUACAAAGAGAGGGGUUUCGCAGGCUGAGAGUGUCCUGAAAGAGUCAGAAUAAGAUAUAUAACAACUAUUAAGAA